Cutaneotrichosporon oleaginosum is the source of this 1673-nucleotide messenger RNA. RefSeq lists its product as uncharacterized. The record is from RefSeq and is a predicted model, not a curated record. Gene Ontology annotation, biological process: rRNA processing. NCBI's taxonomy places the organism in Eukaryota, Fungi, Basidiomycota, Tremellomycetes, Trichosporonales, Trichosporonaceae. Gene Ontology annotation, cellular component: small-subunit processome; Pwp2p-containing subcomplex of 90S preribosome. Gene Ontology annotation, molecular function: protein binding.
CUGACAACCAUUCAUCAACAACAAGCAUGCCGUCCGCCGCGAAGUCGCGCGGCCCCAGCAAACGGCCUCUCGGGUUUCGCUCGCGUAGCUCUCACGAGUAUGAGGAAGAGGAGGAACUCGAGGCUCGUCUUUUCGGCACUCGCAAGCACCGGAAGACUCAGUUCGAUCACGACGUCGCAGAGGCUGGUCUGGGGUGGAUGCGGGACAAUGAGCUAUUCACGGUGGACCUACCUACAGUCAGCCGUGACGAUAACGUCUCCGAGGACGAGUUCGAUGAUGGACCUAAGAUCGAGUUCAUGGAGAAGCCUGAGGGCGAUCACCCAGAAUCAGACCCACGAGAUGAGUCUCAUGAGCUUUGGCACGACCCAGCGGAUGAUGCCCUGUCUGUCUCGCUGAAAGGCUCAAAGCGUAUGAGGAAGCUUGCACGUGGUCAGAAGGACGUGGACCACGUCAAUGGGAGCCAGCUGCAAUCUAAGCUGAGGGAGCAGUUUGAGCGCCUUCAUCCCAAGCCUGACUGGGCUUCGCGACGCCUCGAAAGCAAGAUGCCAACCAUGCAGCGCCUGCUAGCCUCGACAGCAUCGUUCAUCAGCACCGACGCCUUUGGCGAUCAGCGUCCUUCUCUGCCGACGACAACAAUCGACAUUCAGAGACUGCGCAAUGCUAACGCCGCUGUCCCCAGUGAAGAAGGUUCAAGCAGCGCACUCACUGGCACAGUUGAUCUGGCAUGGCAUCCCUCUGCCAAAAUGCCGGUCUUGGCAACAGCUGGCACCGACCGCCGGGUGCGAUUCUUCAACAUCGACGGUCACACCAACGCCCCCCUCCUUACCCUUCACAUUCCGUCCCUUCCUCUCUCUCGCAUUUCUUUCCAUCCGUCUGGGACAUCCCUUCUUAUCACCGGAACGCGACCAUUCUAUUACACGUAUGACCUUGCCUCUCAGACGAUCACCCGCUCUCCUCGAAAUCUCUUUGGCUCCGCGCCUACCCCAACUAGUCCACAGUCGCUGGAACGGACGCGGUUUUCGCCCGACGGAACUCUUCUCGCUGUGGCUGGCCGGCGUGGUGCCGUCAGCAUCGUGGAGUGGAGCCAUGGCGGUAGCACUGGUGUUGUUGUGGCCGAGCUCAAGAGUGGCCGCGGCGGAUCCGUCGCAGACCUUGCUUGGAGCGACGACAGCUCCGAACUGAGCGUGCUGGGGGGCCGUGAUGGAGCAGAGGUGGAGGUCUGGAAUGUGACGGAGAGGAAGAUUGUGCGACGCUGGAAGGAUGACCGAGCGUACGGCGGCAUGCUCAUGCGCCAACAUCGUUCGGAGUACACCGCUCUGGGAUCUUCUACCGGCAUCGUCAAUCUCUAUCGGUCAGCAUCAUUGACGUCGAUUGGGAUCAACGAAAACAGCAGGAUCGAACCUUACAAGUCAUUGGAGCAUUUGACAACGCCAAUCUCGACUAUGGCUUUCCAUCCUUCUGGGGAAUUGUUCGCCACGGCGUCCUCAGCGAAGCAGAAGCAGCUCAAGCUCUACCACCUGCCGACCGGGACCGCGUUCUCUAACUGGCCAACUCAGAACACCCCGCUUGGGCGCGUUAACUCGAUUGGAUUCUCGUCUGGAGGCGAGUACAUGGCUGCGGCCAACACGAAAGGUGUCGUUCUUCUUUGGAAUCUCAAGCACUUCGCAAAUUAG